AAGUUAUCAUCAUAAAUGGCGAUGGAUAUGAAAAGUUAUCUGCAAAUAUAAAGCUGCUCUCUCUCUCUCUCUCUCUCUCUCUCUCUCUCUAUUUCUCUCCAAGCAAGCGAGUUCAACAGUGAAGAAGAAGUAAGGAAAUGGCUCAAGAGAAAUCCAAGGCAGCCUCAACCGUAUGGCCGACAGUGAAGCCAUUCGUCAAUGGUGGAGCUUCUGGCAUGCUCGCUACCUGUGUAAUCCAGCCCAUCGACAUGAUUAAGGUGAGGAUUCAGUUGGGUCAAGGAUCAGCAGUAGACGUGACCAAGACGAUGAUUAAAAACGAGGGUUUCGGUGCAUUAUACAAGGGUCUAUCUGCUGGAUUGCUUAGACAAGCUACAUAUACUACUGCAAGACUUGGAACAUUCAAGAUUUUGACUAACAAGGCAAUUGAGGCUAACGAUGGAAAGCCAUUGCCCCUGUAUCAGAAAGCUUUGUGCGGGUUAACUGCUGGUGCGAUUGGGGCAACUGUUGGAAGUCCGGCAGAUUUAGCAUUGAUUCGAAUGCAGGCCGACGCAACAUUACCUGCUGCUCAACGUAGAAACUACACAAAUGCAUUCCAUGCCCUUUAUCGUAUUUCUGCAGAUGAAGGAAUUCUUGCACUCUGGAAAGGAGCAGGACCCACUGUCGUUAGAGCCAUGGCUCUUAAUAUGGGAAUGCUUGCCUCGUAUGAUCAAAGUGUUGAGUUCUUUAAGGAUUCUCUUGGCUGUGGCGAAGUUGCUACUAUCUUGGGUGCGAGUUCAGUUUCAGGGUUCUUUGCUUCGGCAUGCAGUCUUCCAUUUGAUUAUGUGAAAACUCAAAUACAGAAGAUGCAACCUGAUGCUGAAGGCAAAUUGCCUUAUAAAGGUUCUUUGGAUUGUACUUUGAAGACUCUGAAAUCGGGAGGACCUUUCAAAUUCUAUACGGGUUUUCCUGUUUAUUGUGUCAGGAUCGCGCCUCAUGUCAUGAUGACUUGGAUAUUCCUCAACCAAAUCCAGAAGUUUCAGAAGUCUGCUGGUCUAUAAUCAAACUUCAAAACUUUAGUAUCAUUUUUCUUGUUAAAGAUUAAACAAAAUACAAUAUUGUUGUUAUAUAUAUAUAUAUUUUGAAUAGAAGGUUCAAAAAUUUUCAUUA
This is a messenger RNA of Impatiens glandulifera, 1146 nucleotides long. Its product is annotated as mitochondrial dicarboxylate/tricarboxylate transporter DTC-like. The transcript is spliced from 6 exons. The record is from RefSeq and is a predicted model, not a curated record. NCBI's taxonomy places the organism in Eukaryota, Viridiplantae, Streptophyta, Magnoliopsida, Ericales, Balsaminaceae. The coding region runs from base 138 to 1037 and encodes 299 amino acids. Gene Ontology annotation, molecular function: oxoglutarate:malate antiporter activity.